GAAGUUGAGGGAAAAGCUCUGGAAGUGAAGGCCGCUGAAUCAAGAGUGAGAGAUGAGGUGAAACUACAGCUUGAAGAACUGGAACAAGAACGCAUACAAACGGCCAAGUUAAACAACACAAUCUCACAGCUUCAAAGAACCAUUGCCGAAAAGCAGUUAGAGUACCAGACCGACUGUCGUAAUUUAGAAGACGAGGUCAGAAGAGCAAAACUUGAAAGCAAGCAGUACAAGGAUGAGAUCCAGAAACUGAAAGAGGAUGAGGUGCGGAGAGUUGGCAUGCUUCACUCAGCCUUUGUGUCUUACUUUAAUGCAUCCCCAACAUCGCCCGGAGCAUUACCUGCAGAAAAGUUGUAACAUGUGUUUGAGCAUGUUAUUUUAAAUUUACCGAUUUUAUUUUUAAAUUUUUUUUCACAAAAGAACAUAGGAAAGAAACUGCAAGUUGUAAGGGAAAUGAAAUGUAUUCGAAUACUUGAGAUUUGCUCACUUCUCAAGACAAUAAAGCAGUCGCAUUGAUUACAAUAGUUUACACUGCCAUUAUGAAACAUAAAAUGAUCACUUAGUUUGAAAUAUAAUAACAUUAUCUUCGAAACAGAUAAAGUAGGACAUGUAUAGUGUGAGGUGUUUGUUUCAUUACUAUUAUGAUUUGGUUUCAGUCUAUAAACUCUGACAAUGUGGCUUCAUUGCUUUUUAACUGUAGACUGUACAUUUUCACUUAGAAAGCUAUGUUAAACCCAUACAUGGCUUAGUGAUUAGAAAUUGUAUAAAAUGUUCAGAGAAAUACCAGUUAAGAAAUAUUACAGAUAUAUCACAUGUACCCUGAAUUGCUCCAUUAGUGGUAUCUCAUAUUGACUAUUAUAAUUUCACAAGGAAAAAAGGCCUUUUAGACUAAGUAGCUAUAUGCUUAAUUAGGGUAUGAUUUGAAGUUUGUCUUAUUUACCAUAUGUGGUGGCUGGUGUAUAAUUGUGACAUGUUAAUUCUUGGACAUUGAGCUGCAUUAUAGUGAAGUUAUGUAAAGAACCAGCUUCAUUCUACUCAAUUAUAAAUUGGUACUUGUUAUUUUUAGAAAGUGUGGAUUGUGCAUAGACAGUUAUUGCUAUUAAGCUUUUUUUUCUUUUCUUUGUUCUUUUUUCAGAAGUAUCACAUUUUUGUUAUAUAAAGUUAGAUGAAUAUUUAUGGACAUGGCUUUGUAUUUUUUUAGUAAAUGAAUUUUCAUGUUUUGAUACAAGAAUGCAAGAAACAUGUUAGAUCUGAUGUUUGCAAAAGCUUUAGACAGAAUGAAUAUAUAUGUAUAGUAAUAUAAUGAAAUGUAUGUAUACUCUUUCUAGUCAAAUAAAUGUAAUAUGACAA
Messenger RNA from Penaeus vannamei (Pacific white shrimp), 1347 nucleotides. NCBI's taxonomy places the organism in Eukaryota, Metazoa, Arthropoda, Malacostraca, Decapoda, Penaeidae. The record is from RefSeq and is a predicted model, not a curated record.